Messenger RNA from Poecile atricapillus (Black-capped chickadee), 630 nucleotides. RefSeq names its product ctenidin-1-like. The record is from RefSeq and is a predicted model, not a curated record. Gene Ontology annotation, cellular component: intermediate filament. The transcript has a single exon. Gene Ontology annotation, molecular function: structural constituent of cytoskeleton. The coding region runs from base 1 to 630 and encodes 209 amino acids. Lineage: Eukaryota; Metazoa; Chordata; Aves; Passeriformes; Paridae.
AUGUCUUCAGGAGCGAUGAUGAGCAGCGGCUGCUCGCCGCCGUGCGAGGUGUCCUGUCCCCAGCCCUACGCGGACGCCUGGAGCCAGCCCUGCGUCACCUCCUGCGGGGACUCGCGGGCCGUGGUCUACCCUCCGCCCGUGGUCAUCACCUUCCCGGGGCCCAUCCUCAGCUCCUGCCCGCAGGAGAGCAUCGUGGGCACCUCCUUCCCGUCGGGGGCCAUGGGAUCCUCUGGAUCCGGGGGCGCCAUUGGGGGAUCCUACGGAGGGGGCAGCGGCUCCACGGGUGGAAUUGGGGGAUCCUUCGGAGGCGGCUCCACGGGGGGAUCCUUCGGAGGCGGCUCCUCGGGUGGAUCCUUUGGCACCGGGGGCUCCUUUGGAGGGGGCAGAUCCUUUGGGAGCAGAAGAACCUUUGGCUCCUCCAUGGGGCACUCGGGGGGCUCCUGCGGUGGGGGCGGCUCCUUUGGGGGCGGCUCCUGCGGAGGGGGUUCCUAUGGAGGGGGUUCCUAUGGAGGGGGUUCCUAUGGAGGGGGUUCCUAUGGAGGGGGUUCCUAUGGAGGGGGUUCCUAUGGAGGGGGCAGCUCCAGCUCCAGGAGGUUCGGAGGAGGAAACUGCGGCUCCUUUUAUUUCUGA